AUGGCGCCGCCGUCGGUGUCCGCCUCCCACCUCCUCAUCACCGCCUCGCUCCCAAAGCCGAAGCCUUCCAGCCUCCGCCCGCCACGGCUCCCUCUCGCCAAGCCCGUCCCCGCAGCGGCGGCGCUCCUCGCUCUCGCCGCCUCGCCAGCGCUCGCCGCCGACGCGCCUGCCCCCGCCCCGGCCCCGAUCCCCGCCCCCGCGCCGGCGCCCGAGCUCCAGGCCGAGGCGCCCACGCCGACCGCCAACCCCUUCUCCAGCUCCCUCCUCACGGCGCCCAAGCCCUCCGCGGCCUCCGACCUCCCCGAGGGCGCGCAGUGGCGGUACAGCGAGUUCCUGUCCGCCGUCAAGCGGGGCAAGGUGGAGCGCGUGCGCUUCACCAAGGACGGCGGCCUGCUCCAGCUGACCGCCGUCGACGGCCGCCGCGCCACCGUCGUGGUCCCCAACGACCCGGACCUCAUCGACAUCCUCGCCACCAACGGCGUCGACAUCUCCGUCUCCGAGGGCGAGUCGGCGGGCCCGGGCGGCUUCGUCGCCUUCGUCGGCAACCUCCUCUUCCCGUUCCUCGCCUUCGCGGGCCUCUUCUUCCUCUUCCGCCGCGCGCAGGGCGGGCCCGGCGCUGGCCCCGGCGGGCUCGGCGGGCCCAUGGACUUCGGCCGCUCCAAGAGCAAGUUCCAGGAGGUGCCUGAGACGGGCGUCACCUUCCUCGACGUCGCCGGCGCGGACCAGGCCAAGCUCGAGCUGCAGGAGGUCGUCGAUUUCCUCAAGAACCCCGACAAGUACACCGCGCUCGGAGCCAAGAUCCCCAAGGGAUGCCUCCUCGUCGGACCGCCUGGGACCGGGAAGACCCUCCUCGCGCGUGCCGUCGCUGGGGAGGCUGGGGUGCCCUUCUUCUCCUGCGCGGCCUCUGAGGUGCGCGACCUCUUCGAGAAGGCCAAGGCCAAGGCGCCCUGCAUUGUUUUCAUUGAUGAGAUUGAUGCCGUCGGGAGGCAGCGUGGUGCCGGACUUGGUGGGGGUAAUGAUGAGAGAGAGCAGACCAUUAACCAGCUCUUGACAGAGAUGGAUGGCUUCACUGGCAACAGCGGUGUCAUUGUGCUCGCCGCAACCAACAGGCCUGACGUGCUGGACUCGGCGCUCUUACGGCCAGGGAGGUUCGAUAGGCAGGUCACCGUUGACAGGCCAGAUGUUGCCGGACGCGUCAAGAUUCUUGAGGUCCACUCCCGAGGAAAGGCUUUGGCAAAAGAUGUCGACUUUGAGAAAAUUGCUAGAAGGACCCUGGUUUCACUGGCUGCCAUCCUUGCUGCUCGCCGUGACCUUAAGGAAAUUAGCAAGGAUGAGAUCUCUGAUGCUCUUGAGAGAAUCAUUGCUGGGCCCGAGAAGAAAAAAAUGCUGUUGUUUCUGAGGGGAAGAGGAGGCUUGUCGCUUACCAUGGCUGGGCAUGCCCUUGUCGGUGCCCUCAUGCCAGAGUAUGAUCCGGUAGCCAAGAUUUCCAUCAUUCCUCGUGGCCAGGCUGGUGGACUCACAUUCUUUGCUCCAAGUGAAGAAAGGCUAGAAUCUGGAUUGUACAGCAGGAGCUAUCUUGAGAACCAAAUGGCUGUAGCCCUUGGUGGCAGGUGCUCUUUCGUGAAAGUUUUGUUCGUUCCUGCACCAUUAACUGUUUCUAUUGCGCAUAGUGAUGGACUGUGUCACGUGUCGCAAGACAAAUGGUCGAAAGAUUUGGAUUCAAUGUCAAGCCAGAAGGACUACUCGAUGGCAACCGCGGAUGUCGUGGACGCUGAGGUGAGGGAACUGGUGGAGAAGGCCUACUCUAGAGCAACGCAGAUCAUCACCAAGCACAUCGACAUCCUCCACAAGCUCGCCCAACUCCUGAUCGAGAAGGAGACCGUGGACGGGGAGGAGUUCAUGAGCUUGUUCAUUGACGGCCAGGCCGAGUUGUUUGUCGCUUGA
Miscanthus lutarioriparius is the source of this 1944-nucleotide messenger RNA. Lineage: Eukaryota; Viridiplantae; Streptophyta; Magnoliopsida; Poales; Poaceae. The record is from the annotation of a GenBank genome assembly.